This is a messenger RNA of Fonsecaea erecta, 981 nucleotides long. RefSeq lists its product as hypothetical. Gene Ontology annotation, biological process: nucleotide transport; folate import into mitochondrion. The record is from RefSeq and is a predicted model, not a curated record. Gene Ontology annotation, cellular component: mitochondrion. Lineage: Eukaryota; Fungi; Ascomycota; Eurotiomycetes; Chaetothyriales; Herpotrichiellaceae. Gene Ontology annotation, molecular function: FAD transmembrane transporter activity; folic acid transmembrane transporter activity. The transcript has 2 exons. Bases 1 to 981 code for a protein of 326 amino acids.
AUGACGUCUCAGCGUAGCCAUGGUCUCUCACCUGCUUCGAUUGAGACCAUUGCAGGCUUGUCUGCCGGUCUCAUAUCCACUGUGAUUGUCCAUCCUUUGGAUAUCAUCAAAACGAGGUUGCAGGUCGACACUUCCGCCCACCCGCUCCUCAAUUCCUCUCGAGCUGUUCUUCGCGAUAUCUUGCGCAAUGAAGGCCCGAGUCGACUCGCAGCAAUGUACCGAGGGCUGAGCCCCAACCUGGUGGGAAAUUCUGCCGGGUGGGCAUUGUACUUCUUGUGGUACCGUGAAGCUCAAGAUGCUAUCCGAAGCCUCCGAGGCUAUUCUGCCGGUCAACAACUCACGGCUGUCGAUUAUCUCACGGCCUCCUCUGCUUCUGGCCUCCUCGCUGCCAUCCUGACGAAUCCUAUCUGGGUGGUGAAGACGCGGAUGCUCUCCACCUCCGCCUCUCAAGCGGGAGCAUAUCCGGGUUUGAUGUAUGGGCUGCGAGCAAUAUACAGGACAGAAGGGAUACGUGGGUUUUUCCACGGCCUGACUCCUACGCUCGUCGGUGUCAGUCAUGGUUCGCUGUAUUUUGUGGCGUAUGAGAAGCUCAAGUUGUGGCGCAAAAAGUCCAAGAGAGACCAGCCACUUUCGAACCUAGACACCAUCAUGGCUUCUUCAUUGUCCAAAGUCUUCGCUGGGACCGUGACAUAUCCUCAUCAAUUGGUGCGGGCUAGGCUGCAGACAUACGAUCCGAGUGCAACCACACAUGUCAGGGGUCCAGGUGUCAUCGCCUUGAUCAAACAGAUUUGGCGCAACGAAGGUUUCGUGGGCUAUUACAAAGGUCUCUUUCCCAACCUUCUUCGUGUUGUCCCCAGCACAUGUGUCACUUUCCUCGUGUAUGAGAAUACUCGAUGGGCUUUGCCGAGGAUGUUUGGAGGUGUGGAGGAGGAGCCCGCCAUCGCCACGGGGGUGGCGCGAAAAGGGGAAAGGCCCCUGUGA